AUGGCUAAGCAAUUCUCCCGCCUCAGUCCAUCAACCCUCAACCACCUCAUCCAAGAAAAAAACCUCCACCAACUCUCACAACUCAACGGAGCUCGCGGCAUCGCCGCAUCGCUCAAAACAGACCCCCUCGUCGGAAUCACCGGCGACGAAGAAGACCUUGCCGCCAGAAAACAAGCCUUCGGCACAAACACCUAUCCAUCUCCUCCCACAACGUCCUUCCUCCAUUUCAUACUCAAAGCUUUCAAGGAUCGGAAGUUGAUGAUACUAGGCCUACUAGCACUUGCCGCUCUCUCUCUAGGCUUUGGGAUCAAAGAUCACGGCCCCAAAGAAGGUUGGUACGAUGGAGGUAUCAUAUUCAUGUCCGUCAUCCUCGUCCUCCACGUCUCCGCCUUGAGAAACAUCAUACAGUGCAGACUUUGGGACAAGCUCAACAAAGCAAGCGGCAGCACUUUAGUUGAGGUUGUAAGAAACAGCACAAGGAAAGAGGUCUCAAUCUACGACGUCGUUGUAGGAGACAUCGUAUGCUUGAAGAUCGGAGAUCAAGUCCCCACAGACGGCCUCUUCAUGGACGGGCACUCCCUGCGACUGGAUGAAUCCAGCAGGACUGGGAAGAGUGACCACGUGGAGGUCGACAGCACAUCCAAUCCCUUCCUAUUCUCCGGCACCCUGGUGGCUGACGGCUAUGGAAAGAUGUUGGUCACGAGUGUCGGGAUGAAAACUCCGAUGAGCCAUGAUACAGACCAGGAGGCACCGCUACAGAUCAGCCUCAACAAGAUCACUACCUCAAUAGAAAAGCUCGGUUCAGCUUUGGCUUCUCUGGCUUAUGUCGUGUUGCUGAUUCGAUACUUCACCGGGAAUGCUGAAGAUGCGAAUGAUGGUACAAGGGCUAAACCAGAUGACGCGAUCAACUUUGUCGGAAGAAUUAUUUCAGCAGUUGUGAACAUUGUUCUGCUUGCUAUACUUCGGGGUUUGCCUCUUGCUGUCACUCUCAAUCUUUUGUAUUCUAUGAAGAGGAUGAUGGCUGAUCGAUCCAUGGUGAGGAACCUGUCCGCUUGCGAUACCAUGUGUUCUGUUACUACCAUCUGCACGGACAAGACAGGUACACUAACUAUGAAUAAAAUGAAGGUGAAAAAGUUUUGCUUAGGGAAGGAGUGUUUUGAAGAGGGCAUGAAUAUUGGGAGGUGUGUUGUUGAGCUGCUUCGUGAGGGGGUCGGCCUCAACACGACGGGUGCUGUUUACACGUCCGGGGAAGGGCUCGUCGAGUUCUCUGGUAGCCCGACUGAGAAGGCUAUCCUGUCGUGGGCUGUGGCGGAGAUGGGGAUGGAUAUGGAGGAGGUGAAGAGGGGUUGUGAGAUUCUUCAUGUGGAGGCAUUCAACUCUGAGAAGAAGAGGAGUGGUGUUUUGAUGAAGAGAGAUCAUGAAUUUCAUGUGCACUGGAAAGGAGCUGCUGAGAUGAUCCUUGCAAUGUGCUCACACUACUAUGAUUUGGAAGGUAACAAAAAAGAUUUUAAUGAUGAAGAAAGAUUGCAAUUUAAUCGUAUUAUUCAAGGAAUGGCUGCUUCCAGACUUAGAUGCAUUGCAUUUGCACAUAAACAGCUCUCUCAUUCCAAGUGUGACGAGGUGAAGAAAAUUCAAGAAGAUGCCAUGGUUCUACUAGGCUUAGUUGGGCUACAAGAUCCAUGCCGGCCUGAUGUCAAGCAGGCAGUGGAAGAUUGCCAUAAUGCAGGUGUGGAUGUGAAGAUGAUCACCGGCGACAACGUGUUCACAGCCAAGGCUGUAGCCACAGAGUGUGGUAUACUCCAUCCAGGCCAAGAUCAAGAUGGAUGUGUUGUUGAAGGAGUUGAGUUCCGCAGCUACACGCACGAGGAGCGGAUGGAGAAAGUCAAGGCCAUUCGUGUGAUGGCCCGAUCCUCCCCAAUGGACAAGCUCCUCAUGGUGCAGUGCUUGAAAAUGAAAGGUCAUGUAGUGGCAGUCACAGGACACGGCACAAACGAUGCACCGGUGCUGAAAGAGGCCGACAUAGGCCUAUCCAUGGGGAUCCAAGCUACAGCGGUGGCCAAAGAGAGUUCUGGUAUAGUAAUCAUGGAUGAUAACUUCGCGUCCGUGGUUAAAGCCUUGAAAUGGUGUAGAUGGGCCUACAUCAACACACAGAAGUUCAUUCAGUUUCAGCUGACAGCGCAUAUUGCAGCGCUGAUCUUCGACACUGUGGCAGUGGUCUCGUCCGGGAUGCUGCCACUGAGGGCAUUGCAGGUGUUGUGGGUGAAUAUGGUGAUGAACACGCUCUGGGUGAUGGCUCUUGCCACGGAGAAGCCAACGAAGGAUCAGCUAAUGGAGAGACGGGCUGUGGGGCGGGAUGAGCCGUUGAUCAGUAAUGCGAUGUGGAGGAAUCUGAUGGCCCAGGCUGUGUACCAGAUUGUGGUGUUGUUGGUGCUGCAGUUUGGAGGGGAGGGUCUGUUUGGGGUAAGUGAAAAGGUGAAGAAUACUUUGAUAUUUACUGCUUUUGUGAUGUGUCAGGUGUUUAAUGAGUUCAAUGCGAGGAAGCUUGAGAAGAGGAAUGUGUUUGAGGGGUUGCAUAAGAACAAGUUGUUUAUGGGUAUUGUGGGAGUGACUGUGCUUCUUCAUGUGGUGUUGUUGGAGUUGUUGUACAAGUUUGGUGAUAAAGAGAGGCUGAGUUUGGGGGAGUGGGGGAUUUGUGUUGGGAUUGGAGCACUUUCAUGGCCUCUUGCUUGGCUUGUGAAGCUUAUACCAGUUCCUCAAAGGCCAUUUUUAAGUUAUGUUGGUUUCUAA
Molecule: messenger RNA, 2787 nt
Organism: Salvia hispanica
Lineage: Eukaryota; Viridiplantae; Streptophyta; Magnoliopsida; Lamiales; Lamiaceae
Source: RefSeq, a predicted model, not a curated record